AUGGCUUAGGCCAGUGGCCACAGCUCCAAUUCGACCGCUAGCCUGGGAAUUUCCGUAUGCCGAGGAUGUAGACCUAAACAAACAAGAAGUGGGUGAUAGAGCUAGAAAGUGAAAAAAUUUUAAUUUUGACUUAGGAAUUUGCUGAAAAGCUACAAGCAGAAGGGGGUACUGAAGCUAAUGAGUACAUCCUAUUACAACACAUAUAAAUCAAUCCGUUUUUGGUAUGAUGAUAAUAUGUGUCAUGAAUUUGCUCACUUGGGAUUCUAGAAGAAAAUCUUAAAUUUAUCUUACAUUAGUAACCUCCUUUUCUCCCCCUUGUUUGCCUUUGUCUUUUUAAUCUCAGAGUCAAAAGUUUAGCUUAGCUUGAUGAACAUAUUUCAAAUUUAAUCACCUUCAUCCAAUGCAGUUUUCCUAGAAAAGUAAUAUGUCUUGUCUUUUUUUGUUAUUUUUUCCUUAUGGCAAAUAACCUUUCGGUUAUUUUUUCCUUAUUAACAAUUCUAAUUAGUUCAGAUGGUUUUUAAUAGAGAGCAAAGAACUCUGAAAAGACAAUAAAUUCUCAAAAAUGACUCAGUUCCACAAGUUCGCUCUUUAGAGGUUAAUGACUUCUAACCUUGGAAGUUUAGGGCAGCAAUAUUGUUUUACUCAGAACAGAUAAAAAUCUAUAUGGGGUCAGUACCUCUGCCUUGUCUUCUUGUAUCCCAUUUGCCAGGGUCCCAUUCCUUUUUAUUUUUUUUUUUUUUCCAUGCUAUCCUGACAGAGAGAUAGGUCUUGUGUCUAGAAAAUGCCCAUCUCUAAAUCAAGAUUGGUAUUUGUUGGCUUUUACACUGUAAGACUCAAUGUGGUAGAAAGAAAGAAGUGGAAAGAAAACAUUCCUGAUGAUUUUCACCUGAUGUCAUAGACACCUCCCUUUCUACAGGUGUAAACACUUUGUCUUUCUUUCCCUCCUCUUUCCACUGGAGGACUAAUUAGGGAAUUGGGCUUGAAGAAUAAACCAACCUUUGAUAAAGGAACCAUUGCAGUGCCACGCAGGGAAAGACCUCAGUUUCAGACUGAACUCUCAGCGGCAGGUGUGGAGUUAACAAGUGCUCCUGAGAAGAUGUUGGUGCUAAACUGUUCUACCAAAUUACUCACCCUGGAAAAAGUGUUGAGGAGUCACUUUCCUGAAUCACUCAAGGUUUAUGGAGCAGUGAUGAACAUAAAUCGUGGGAAUCCCUUUCAAAAGGAAGUGGUAUUGGAUUCAUGGCCCAACUUCAAAGCUGUCAUCACCCGGCGGCAGAAAGAGGCUGAGACAGAUAACCUGGACCAUUAUACUAACGCCUAUGCUGUGUUCUACAAGGAUGUCAGAGCUUACCAGCAGCUACUGGAAGAGCAAGGUGUUAUCAACUGGGACCAAGUCUUUCAAAUACAAGGACUGCAGAGCGAGCUGUAUGAUGUUUCCAAAACUGUGGCCACCUCAAAGCAGUUGGAUGUAAAGCUAGCUUCCUUCAAGGCUGCUUUCUUUCCUCAACUUUCACCUCCUCUGGACACCAGUUCCCUAAUGAGUCUUUCCCUGAAGCUAAGCUGCCUGAGUGUUGCUGAUGCUGAUCUGCUCAACCAGACUUGGUCCCGGGGAGGCAACGAGCAGUGUCGCCGGUACAUUGCCAAGCUCAUCUCCUGCUUCCCCAGUGUGUGUGUCCGUGAUGACAAGGGGAACCCAGUCUCUUGGAGUUUCACAGACCAGUUUGCCACUAUGUGUCAUGGCUACACCCUGACAGAGCAUCGCAGGAAGGGGUAUAACAGGCUAGUGGCCCUCACGCUGGUCAGGAAGUUGCAAAGCCAGGGAUUGCCCUGCCAGGGCAACUUCUGGGAUGACAAUGAGGCUUCCAUCCGCCUCUUGAAGAGCCUGCAUGCUGAGCUCCUGCCUUGUCGGUUUUUUAGGCUUAUUCUCACACCUGCAACUUUCUCUGGGCAAGUUCGCCCCUAGCCCAUUGGAACUCCAGGAAUUGUCUUCCUUGCUCCUAACAUACCCAUGGUACAUUCCUGAACGUACAUUCCUUAGCUGCCCUUGAGGGAAAAAUUAAAACUAGAAUCAGGAGAAUCUUAAAUUGUUGAAAAGCACCUGGAGAAGGCAAGCAGGAUUAGACAGAAUCCCUACCUCUCCCUGACUCAGGUUUCUAUAGUAAUGCCUCUAGGGCUCAGAGACAGUUGUGGCUAAAAACAAGGUAAUUAUCCUCCUUGGGGAUCCUCUGCAGAAAGAGGGUUCUAGAGCCAGCAGAUCUUAGCACAGGAGCAGAAAUGACUACAUGAGAGCAAAUGAUUUAACAAGGGAGCAUGUGGCUACUGCUUUCUUGUUGCUGCUCGGGCUUCUGUUCUGUACUAUCACUACCACACCAGUUCCUUACGACUAUAAAUGAUGCUCCUGUGCCACUAGUAUCCUGUCUCCCCAAACUCUGUUCCUCCAGUCUCUGACCCAAGUUCUCUGUAGAAUAGCCUGCUUCUUUUCCCCUUUAAUCACUAUCUCUCCCCUUCCGCCUAGGAAUCCAGCCUCUAGUUCUUCCCUGGGUAUGUUUGAAGGCAGCGGUUCUCACAUUUAAUGCACUUCAGAAUCACCUGGAAGGCAGGAUACAACACGCAUGGCUGAGCCUCUCUCUCCCCCACAGUCUCUGAUUCAAUAAGUCUGAGGUCAGGCCUUAGAAUUUGUAUUUCUAUCAAGUUUCCAUUUCUCAGUUGCCUUGGAUGAAGGAAGGAGAAUAUGGACAUUUUAAAAGCUAGAAAUCAGUGAUAUCAGCCUAGGACUGGACAUUACCUGUCACCUAUUCCAGCCCCCUUGUUGAUAAUCUGCUUUCUCAUGAGAAACUAAGAUGCAUAUACAGGUGUGUGGUGUAACUAUAAACAUAUAUACACAUAUAUACAUAUUUCAUGUUUCUACAUGCCUAUGUACAUACUCACAGAAUUUUGAUAAGAUCAUAAGCUAAUUCUCUCAUUACAUAUGAAGGUCUGAGGACCAAAGAAAAUAAAUGACUUCUUUAAGGUUAUAUCAAUAAUCACUGCUAGAGGCUGAGCCAGAAUGUUGUAUUUUGAUUUCAACCUACUUUUUUCACUAAACCACUUGUCUUUUCUUGUAAAGGAAAUGUAAAUGAUAACAUAAUAAAAUCAAUACCCUCUUAGUCUUU
This is a messenger RNA of Sus scrofa (pig), 3152 nucleotides long. It is a transcript of the gene GLYATL3, whose product is annotated as glycine-N-acyltransferase like 3. The record is from RefSeq and is a predicted model, not a curated record. Gene Ontology annotation, molecular function: glycine N-acyltransferase activity. Lineage: Eukaryota; Metazoa; Chordata; Mammalia; Artiodactyla; Suidae. Gene Ontology annotation, cellular component: mitochondrion.